ACUUUUUUGUGAAAUUAAAGAAUCAUCAAUUCAUCAUAUCAGUUAUCAGAGAGAAGAAAGAAAAAAAUGGGGGCUUGUUUUUCUUGUGGAGCAAGAUCAUCCUCAAAUUUCAAGAGCAUCCGUGUGGUUCAUCUGAAUGGACAUGUUGAAGAAUUUGAUGAACCAAUCUCAGCAGGACAAGUUAUUUUUGGUGUAGGCAGCAGCACAAAGCAGUACUUUGUUUGCACAGCAAUUCAGCUUCUAUCAUCUUGUUCAUCUUCAAUGUCAUUGAAGGAAGAUGCACAACUUCAACCUGGUCAAAUUUAUUUCAUGCUUCCAUAUUCAAUUCUUCAUGCUGAUGUUUCCCCUGUUGACUUGGCUUCACUUGCUAAGAGGCUCAAUGCAAUUGCCAGAACAAGGCCAUGUUUGGAUUAUAGUAGUAAUAAUACUAAUAAAAAUAAGUCCAUGAAAGAAGGUUUUUUGUCUUGCCAAACACAGGUUUGGAAUCCUAUUAUUACUUCUUCUCCUUCAAAUAGUGUUGUUGGGGUGAUGGGUGAAGAAAAAGGGAGUGUUUAUAGGGUGAUGCAGCAGCCAUGGAAGCCUAUCUUGGACACUAUAAAGGAGAAAUCAUUUACAAAGAGAAGUGAAUCGGAUUUGCAGGAGAAUGGUUCUCUGAUAUCAUCUUUUACAUGGAGAAGUGAAUCUGACUUGCAAGAGAAUGAUUUGUUUUUGCAAGAGAUUAAUGGAUCAAGACAACCAGAUAGGAAGAGGUGCAUAAAGUACAUGUCAUGAUAUAUAAUACUAUAAAUUUCCUUGUUUACUCUUUCUAUAUAUUCCUUGUAAUCAUUUUGACAUUUUUUAAUACAUCCAUAAAUCAAUGUAUUUGCUACCAAUAUAUUGGUUAAUGUCUUAGUGUCUUACAACUGUAUUGAUUUAUGAAUGUAAUAAAACAUUUCAAAACUACUAUUAAUAUGGAAUUGAAGGAGUAGUAUGAUGCUGCUGCUGUUAUUGUUUA
This is a messenger RNA of Arachis duranensis, 994 nucleotides long. RefSeq lists its product as uncharacterized. The transcript has a single exon. The record is from RefSeq and is a predicted model, not a curated record. Bases 67 to 771 code for a protein of 234 amino acids. Lineage: Eukaryota; Viridiplantae; Streptophyta; Magnoliopsida; Fabales; Fabaceae.